ACUAUCGGUAAUACAGAGCGCACUAAGCGGUUGCCAUCAUUGACGUUUUUUGGCGUGCUUUCAGCCGACUUGACAAGAUGGUUCCGACGCGUUAUAUCAAUAAAUAACGUAACGAAAGAAGAGCUUUUACGCGUUUUUAAGACCUGUAGUGAUUAAAAAUGAGUAAGUGCGCGUAUAGAAUAACGAUAUUAAUUGCGUAGGGUGCGUGAAACUGCGUUUGUGAUCAGAACGAAACACUUUUUCGGCGCGGCUUUGGUGUUGUGCGGCAGCCACCCAUCAUCAUCAAUCUUUAAGGCGGGCAAAAACAAUUAAAAAUAAAGAGGAAAUAGUGUUAGGUCAAAACAAGUUAUGGCGCAUUCAAUUGUUAAGGUAACUGAAAGUCAAGGAAAUGACAGUUUAUUGUUGGUAAUUGGUGAAGAUGGUACUGUAACUCCUGAUAAAGAAACAGUUCAAAGUUAUUUAAAUAACAGACCGGGUGCAACGGAACUUCAAGUGAUGCAUAUGAACAAAACUGAUGGGAGAAAUAUUGAUAUUACAUUAGAUACAUUAACAUAUAUUCAUUCUGAAGAAAUUAUAGAAAGUGAAGAAGACAUGGAUAAUUUACAAAGAAAUUUAUUAAAUUUCCGUAUGGAUCAUGAUUAUACGCCGUUGACGUCUCCUAAAAGGCAAACACCGUCUCCUCAAACAGAAACGAUCGAUGAAUUAGCACACACAUUAAGUUUAUUAGAUGGAUCAGUGGAAGAACCUGUUAAAAUAAAACCAAAACAACCUGGAAAAUCUCGGAAAGUUAUUUCCUUAUCAAUGAAUAGAAAUCAAAAAGCUAAAAUGAUAACAACAUCCCAAAAUGUAACCAAACCCAAACAAAUUGCUGUAAUUAACAAAAUCACAAAAAUUUCAAAACCACAAGAUGAGGAAGAAGCUGAAGAUGAUGAAAGUGAUGAGCACUUUAAUGAAGAAGAAGAUGAUGAUAACGAUUCUGAUUUUGAGUUGGAAGAGAAGCCCAAAAUUAUUAAAAGGGGGAUAUCAACACGAACAAGAAGAUCAACUGAUACACCAAAAAUGAAAAAAACAUUUAAAAAAGAACCUAAACCUGAACCAGAAUCGCCUAAAAACGAAAAAGAAAUUGAAAUAAAAUCAGAAUCAAAACAACCCGAUAAAAAAACCCCUAAAAAAGAGAAAAAAGUCCCAAAACCACCCGAUGAUUUCGCUUUAUUUUCAACCCCUGAUAUAAUACGUAGAGUUGGAGGUAAAGAACCUCAAACUCCAACAACACCGACCACUCCAGAGACACCGAAAUUAACAAAACCAGCUAAAAUUUCAAUGGAAAAUCGUAGUAAAAGUAACGACGUUAAAAAACGACUCAGUGUUGAUCAAAAAAGAAUUUCAUUAGAUGAAAAAACACGAAGAACCAGCUUAGAUAAACAAAAUAAAUCAACAGAAAAAAAAGAAAGCCGAGUUACUGUUCAAGGAUAUGAUGAAUCACUUGGAAGUAAUUCAAGUGAAUCUAUGAUGGAGUCGCAAUUAGAACCACUUCCUUCAGCGGAAGAUAUUCGUUCAAUUAUACAAAAUGAAAAUACGAAAUCUUUUACGACUUCUUUAAUAAUACCGGAAACUGAUAUGGAAAGUAAUGAUCAAAAUCAAUUGGAAUCUGGUGGAUUAGAAUUGGAUCAAUCGAUUUUGGAUAAUAUAAACACUGAUUUAAUUUCGGAAGAUAUUUUGUAUCAAGUUGCGCAAUCUUUAGCGGAAAAUCCCGAUUUGCAAAAUGUAAUUGAUAAAUCGAUUGUUGAUGGAAAUUUAAUUUUAGAUCCGUCACUUCAAAAUUUAAAUGAAGAGCAAUCUUUGCAAUCGAAUCAACAAACACAAUCGAAUAACGUUCAGCACGCGACAUCAUCGUUUGGCGAAUCAUCUAAUACUACCCCUAAAGGUACUCAAAUUAUUCGACCGGAUGGAAGGGUACUAGUUUUACCACCUAUUGAAAGGCCAACAACAAGAAGUAGGAAUCGAAGGGGCGUUGAUAAUACGGAAGUUAGGCAAGUUACAAGACCGGUGAAGCCAUUAGACGAUCAACAUGUCUCUGGGAACGAAUUGGAUAGCUCAGACGAAGAGGAGGAAUCAGAAGAUGACCCAAAUAAAUUAUGGUGCAUUUGCAAUCAACCCCAUAACAAUCGCUUUAUGAUUUGUUGCGAUACCUGUGAAGAAUGGUACCAUGGAAAAUGCGUUAAUGUUACUAAAGCGAUGGGUCAAAUGAUGGAACAAGAAGGAAAAGAAUGGAUUUGCGUCUAUUGUAAGGAUCAUUCUUUAAAACGACCAAGUGCUGCAGCCAGACGUGUUCGAAAGGCUUCGCGCGCAUCCCGCACUUCAACAGACAGCGCAAGCAGUCAAAGGAAGUCAACUUCCGCGUUAUCAUCGGAAUCUACGAAAUCACCCGCUUGUAUAGUAUGCAGAAAAUCCUCGCGAAGCAAUUCGAUUUAUUGCAGCGAUGAGUGCAUCCUUAAGCACGCUCAAGGCGUUGAAAAAGUAGUCGUUUUCGAUCGAAGAACGGGUAAAACUUUAUCUGGAAGUGCAGCCCCUUCAGCUGCGAAUUUGGAAAAGUGGCUUAAAGAACAUCCCGGUUUUGAAGUCGCGAGGCCCAGACCUAAGAAAAUGAUGCAAUCUAAACUGCAAUUGGUGAAAAAUUCCGGUAAUGAUGGAGUUUCGUUGUCGGUGAAUAAAAAAGGGGUUAGUAUCGGUGUUUUGGAACAUUCUCCAAAACAGGAACAAGGAUUAAAGUCAAAACUGAUUACUGGUGUAAAAAUUCUAAAUAAAAACGCACCAUCGACUCCCCAAAAAACGGUUAAAUUAAUUCAACCAGUACCAAUAACAAGACCGCAAUCAGCAGUAACAAAUACAACAACACCAACAAAACCGAGAAUUUUAAACCCUGGAGUGAGACAACAAACGACACCACCGCCCCCAAAAGAAAAAGUGGUCGUAAUGAAAACUCCUAAAGCACGCCAAGCGGAAGUUAAUCAACAACCAAAAACUGAAAAUGUACGCGAUAAUGUAAGAAAAACUUUAAUGGAACAAUUAAUGAAUCGAUUAAAAAUGACCGACGAUUUAAAAUUAACCCCGAAUGAAGUAACAAACAUUUCUAACGACAUAGAAAGUCAACUUUAUAAAUGUUUCGGAGAUACAGGGCAAAAAUAUAGGACGAAAUAUCGUAGUUUAAUUUUUAACAUAAAAGAUGUUAAAAAUCAAACUUUAUGGAGGAGGAUUUGUGAGAAAGCGAUCAAUCCGUAUCAAUUGGUGCGUUUAUCGCAUGAUGAUUUAGCUAGCCAAGAAUUAGCACUUUGGAGACAACGGGAAGCUAAACACCAAUUAGAUAUGAUUGAAAAAUCUGAAUUGGAGUUAUUAAAUUGUAAUAGACAAUACGUAUUUAAAACCCAUAAAGGAGAACAAGUUUUCGAAGACGAUCGACCAAAAGAUCAAACUGUAACGGAAGUUAUAACCGCGUUAAACAACGAAGUUGAAAAGGAUGAUGGGAAAAAGGACUCGUCGAAAGAUAAAGAUAAAAAAUCUUCGAAAAAGCGCGAAAGAAGCCGAGAUAGAAAAUCGAGUAAAGAAAAAAGCGAUAGCAAAGAAAGAAGGAAAGAUCAUCGUUCAAGCAGUAGAGAUAGAGAUAAGGAUAAAGAUAGGAGUAGAGAUAAAGAACGCGAUCGAAAGAAAAGAUCGCGUAGCAGGGAUCGUUCUAGGCAUAGCGAUAAACAUAGAUCGAGAAGUCGCGAUAGAGAUCGUCAUAGGAAAAGCUCGCAUAAAAGUUCAAGGCACAAAAAAGAACCGGCCGCAGAAACUAAGUUGGAUAAGAAAUCGAAGGAAAUUUUGGAGCAACUCGUUGAUAAACAAAUCGUUCCACCGCUUGAAGAUCGAUUAUGGAAGCAUGUUCCGCAAGAAGAUGUUGUUGCUGGUAAUCCAGAGAGCGAUAGUGAUCACGAACCUAGUUCUACCGUUACAAUUCCUACACCACCAAGAAAUAGCGAAAGUGAUGAACCACAGAGUACACCAGUUAUGACAGUUACAACUGAUAAAACAGAAAAGAAAAAACCAAUAAAAUCAAUAUCGGUAGAAACUAUUGAAUCAAUUUCUCCUAAAGCAGAAAGUGUUGAGUCUCGAACAGCUGAUAAUAUAUGGACUGGAACAAUUAAUAUGGUGGAUGUUGCUCAAAUAUCAAUUACAGCACAUGAAGUUUCUGGAGAUUGUAAUGGGUUAAGUGAUGAACUUCCACCAUCAUUAGAUAUAGUUGGAAGAAUUACUCCAGAAACUGUGUGGGAUUAUAUAGGAAAAAUGAAGUGUUUACACAGCAAAAUGAUCUCGUUACUCCGCCUAAACGCGACAAACAUAGAAGAAAAGAUGCCUUACAUCGCACUGUAUAGUUAUUUAUCAAGCAGAAAUCGUUUAGGAGUCGUUAAAUCUAUCAACAAAGCAGUGAAAGAUUUUUACAUUUUGCCAUUGGGUAGUAACGAUCCUAUUCCGCCAGCUUUACUCCCAAUAAAUGGAGCAGGAUUUGAAGAUAAUCGUCCACCUUUGUUGGUUGGAAUAAUCGUCCGUGAUAAACGAAAACGACCAAUGUUAGAUUCAAUAACAAGCGCCGUUUUGAAUAAAAAAUCAAAAAUUGAUUCAUCCGUUUCCUCCCCAACUGUAAAAGCCCGUUCGGCAACGCCUCCACUUCCUGCUACAACCACAAGAUCUUACACUCCACCACCGAGUCGCGAUCCCCGAUUAAAACCUGUUUAUAACACAUCAACGCCACUGCCAGCUCCUUCAGCAACGAGUACUGCUGAUGAAGAUGAACCUUAUAGUCCCGAAGAUUCAGAUCCUGAAGCUACAACUCCACCACUGCCAUCUACAGACUCCACUAAUAAAACUGCUACCCAAGCUGCUUCUACUACUACAACAACCUUAAUAAAUCCAGUUAUUAAAAGUAAUUCAUCAUUUCUUUCGUCGCAAACCUUUAAACCUUUUAGUAAUAAAUUUGAUGAUAUACCAGGCUUAGAUUUGCAAGACACCAACAACCUUCCUGCAAGUACGCUGGAAUUACAAAGAAAAAUGGCUGAAUUAGAUCAAAUAAUCGCGAUGCAACAAGCGGAAAUACAAAACAUGUCCCAAGAUAUCGUUUCUUCAGCUUCAGCCACAAGCUCUGAUAUAGGAACGUCAGCUUUAGCUAAUAUAGCUUUACCAAAUAAUCUCCAACAGAUUCUAGAAAACAUUAAAAUCAUUGGAGCACAAACAAAAACAGAAUCCGAUUCGCCAACUAGUAAAGUGGUAUCGUCCCCUCAACAAGAUUUGACAAUUCCUUUAAUGCUUCCGAAAAUAAGUUCGCGUACAAAUCAAAAAGUUGAAACGUCAUCUCCAACGAUUCCGUUAAAUCUCCCUAAAUUGAAAGGAAAUAAACAAUCGGCUGCUAAUUCUCCCCAACCGUCUGCAGAAGCUGAUAAAAGUUCUUCAAGCGUGUUGAGUUCCUUAUCUGAAGAAGAUCUGAUUAGGAAAGCGGCUGAAAUGUUGGGAGAAACCGAAACGCCGGUGAAAAAACAAAAAAGGAAUGAACCUGAAAAAGAGGUUCCACCACCUCCAAUUUAUACUCCAAGUCCGAGUUUGUUUUCUCAACCUCCACCAUUAAUCGUCGCCCCUCCACAAGCACAAAAUGUGUGUCCAUUGCAAAGUAAAAGAUCUCGGGACAUGAGUCAACCUCCUAUUCCAGGGUUGGAAGAUGAGUGUUGAGAGUUAAAAUAUUUAAUUUUAUGAAUGGUGUAAGAGAAUUUUUUUGUUUGAC
Onthophagus taurus is the source of this 5806-nucleotide messenger RNA. Its product is annotated as death-inducer obliterator 1. NCBI's taxonomy places the organism in Eukaryota, Metazoa, Arthropoda, Insecta, Coleoptera, Scarabaeidae. Gene Ontology annotation, molecular function: protein binding. The record is from RefSeq and is a predicted model, not a curated record. Gene Ontology annotation, biological process: DNA-templated transcription. Gene Ontology annotation, cellular component: nucleus.